AUCCACAGCCAGGUAUCUUUUUGAAAACGUUUGCGAAACACAUCGACAUACGCUACUAAUAGUGAAUUAUAUUAUCAAUAAAUCAAUUCGAUAAGGAUAUUAUCGCCCGUACUCCACGUCAUAAGUUUACAUUCACAGAAUAAAAUGUUGCAGUUUUUGUUCUUUGCUGCCUUGCUGCAGUGUAGUAUAUCUCAGCAAUACCAGCAGAAGGUAGCCCCUGGUGUGCCGCCACAGAAUUACCAGAAUUAUCAACAGCCCCCGCCCCCGCCCCCACCGCAACAGCAACAACAACAAUUCCAAGCGCCCCAGCAUCAACAACAGCAGCAGUACCAACAGCCGCCCCAGCAACAGCAGUACCAGCCGCCGCCGCCCCAACAGCAGCAGUUUCAGCAACAGCAACCCCCUCAACAGCAGUUCCAACAGCCCCCACCCCAGCAACAGCAUGGACACGCCCAUCAUGGCGAUCCCCAACUCUUGAACCCCGCCAACAUUGCUCAGGAGAGAGACCAUAUUCAAGAACACAUGGAAGUACCCAUAGACACGUCGAAGAUGUCGGAACAGGAGCUACAGUUCCAUUACUUCAAGAUGCACGACGCAGACAACAACAACAAGUUGGACGGCUGCGAGCUUAUCAAGUCACUUAUACAUUGGCACGGACAAGUCGACAAAGACCACGAGGUUUACAGUGAUGAACAAUUGGAACAACUAUUGGAACACGUCUUAGAUCACACAGAUAUUAACAAGGAUGGCUUUGUUGAUUAUUUGGAGUAUAGGAUUAGUAAUUAUAAAGCUAAAAAAACAGCUGAGAAAGUGAAGGAAGCAGGUCAGAAGUAGGAUGAGCUUAGCGUAGUGGUAAGCGGCCUGGACUGCUAAGUUUAAGGUUGUGGGCUCGAUUCCCACCCUAGGUUUUUGUGGACUAUGUUUUCUGCGUUUGGAUGGUAUGGUUUUUUUUAUAAUAUUUAUUUUUAUGUUGUUAUACGACGGAAUCUUCGGUGAAAAGGUUUUUUUUUUAUUUCACAACGUUGAAAAAUAUUUAGUUUUAAAGUCAGAACUCUUUCUUUAUAAGAUUUUUGCGGUCAUAAUAUUGAUAGAUCAAAAUAGUCUGUGUAGCUUCUAUAUUGUGUAUAAUUUAAGAAGAAAAACAAUCUUAUAGAAACAGGUAAUCAAUAUAGACCUUAAAACAGUGAAAGCCAGGCGCCGUAAGUCGCUAGAAUUCUUUUACAGCCUCGUUAAAGGGAAAACCCUUUAAAUGGAUUUGCACUAUUUAGUUAUGUAGAGAAGAUUCAAAUUAUUAUUUAUGACGUAAAGACGCUGCUAUUUCGCUGGAAUUACCUUAAAUAUCAAGCUUUAGCAAUUUGAGUAAAGAUCGUGCGCCUGGCAAGAAAGUGUUAGCAAUGCACAUGGAAUUGAAAGGUGCAAAAAAA
This is a messenger RNA of Trichoplusia ni (cabbage looper), 1424 nucleotides long. RefSeq names its product multiple coagulation factor deficiency protein 2 homolog. Bases 145 to 834 code for a protein of 229 amino acids. The record is from RefSeq and is a predicted model, not a curated record. The transcript has 7 exons. Lineage: Eukaryota; Metazoa; Arthropoda; Insecta; Lepidoptera; Noctuidae. Gene Ontology annotation, molecular function: calcium ion binding.